Notolabrus celidotus (New Zealand spotty) is the source of this 1780-nucleotide messenger RNA. RefSeq names its product proteasome 26S subunit, non-ATPase 3 (gene psmd3). Gene Ontology annotation, cellular component: proteasome complex; proteasome regulatory particle, lid subcomplex. Gene Ontology annotation, molecular function: enzyme regulator activity; protein binding. The record is from RefSeq and is a predicted model, not a curated record. The coding region runs from base 139 to 1692 and encodes 517 amino acids. The transcript has 13 exons. Gene Ontology annotation, biological process: ubiquitin-dependent protein catabolic process; regulation of protein catabolic process. NCBI's taxonomy places the organism in Eukaryota, Metazoa, Chordata, Actinopteri, Labriformes, Labridae.
CUGUGUUCUUCUAUUUCUGUCUGAGCGGUUGUUUCGGCGAUCAUCUCGUACUGUCUGAGAUAUCCCACAAUCCUUUGCUCUUCAAAAUACUUGCCAGUCAUUGUCGGAGCGAUCAUAUUGGAAGUACACUGAGACAUCAUGAAAGAAACAGCGGCCAAGCGGCGGGACAAAGCGGGAGGCCGGGACUCCAAAGCGGAGAAGCCGAAGCAGUCGGGCCCGGAGCCGCAGGACGUGGAGAUGCCGGAGGAGGACGCUGCCAACACGGCCAAGCUGCCCAAAGAGCUGGAUAGCCUGACGCUUGACGACAUUAAGGAGCACGUGAAGCAGAUCGAGAAGGCAGUGUCGGGGAAGGAGCCUCGCUUCGUGCUGCGCGCUCUCCGUGCGUUGCCAUCCACCAGCCGUCGCCUGAACACCAAUGUGCUGCACAAAACAAUUCAUGGCUUCUUCACCAACAACACCACCACCAGAGACUUCUUGCUCGGCUACUUGGAGGAGCCGAUGGAGAUGGCGGAAGGUGAUGUCCAGUUUCGUCCACGGACAGGUAAAGCUGCGUCAGCUCCUCUGCUGCCUGAAGUUGAGGCUUACCUGCAGCUGCUGCUGGUGGUUUACCUGACCAACAACAAGAGAUACACCGAGGCUCAGAAGGUUUCAGACGACCUGCUGCAGAAGAUCGGCUCCAAGAACCGCAGAGCUCUGGAUCUGGUCGCUGCCAAGUGUUACUACUAUCACGCUCGAGUGUACGAGUUCCUCAACCAGUUCGACACCAUGCGCAGUUUCCUCCACACUCGUCUGCGUACAGCGACUCUGCGUCACGAUGCUGACGGUCAGGCGGUCCUCCUGAACCUGCUUCUCAGGAACUACCUGCACUUCAACCUGUACGACCAGGCUGAGAAACUCGUGUCCAAGUCUGUGUUCCCCGAACUCGCCAACAACAAUGAGUGGGCCCGAUACCUUUACUACACGGGUCGUAUUAAGGCCAUCCAGUUGGAGUACACUGAGGCUCGCAGGACUCUAACCAACGCUCUGAGGAAAGCUCCACAACACACUGCUGUGGGCUUCAAACAGACGGUUCACAAGCUGCUGAUCGUGGUGGAGCUGUUGUUGGGAGAGAUUCCUGACAGACUUCAGUUCAGACAGCCGUCACUCAAGAGAUCACUAAUGCCCUAUUUCCUGCUCACACAGGCUGUGAGAACAGGUAACCUUGCUAAGUUCAACCAGGUGUUGGAGCAGUUUGGGGAGAAAUUUCAGACAGACGGGACAUACACGCUCAUCAUCCGCCUGAGACACAACGUCAUUAAGACCGGUGUCCGUAUGAUCAGCCUGUCGUACUCUCGAAUCUCUCUGGCCGACAUCGCUACGAAGCUGCAGCUCGACAGCCCAGAGGACGCAGAGUUCAUUGUUGCCAAGGCAAUCCGUGACGGAGUGAUCGAGGCGAGCAUCAACCACGAGAAAGGUUUUGUCCAAUCAAAAGAGAUGAUGGACAUUUACGGCACCAGAGAGCCUCAGCUGGCUUUCCACCAGAGAAUCUCCUUCUGCCUCGACAUCCACAACAUGUCUGUCAAGGCCAUGAGGUUUCCCCCCAAAGCUUACAACAAAGACCUGGAGUCAGCAGAGGAACGUCGGGAAAGAGAGCAGCAGGAUCUGGAGUUCGCUAAAGAAAUGGCUGAAGAUGAUGAUGACAGUUUCCCAUGAGCCUCUCUGCUGACUUCUACGCAGACAGGAAUUAUAUAUACUGUGUGUGUCGGCACGCUGAUGUUAGUAAAACAGAUAUUACCCACAA